AUGCCUCCUCGAAAGUAUAUGUCUGGACAUGAUAAGCGGAUAAAGAAACAAAAAAUUGAAGAAUUCAAUCGAUCUCAAGCGGGAGCACUUGAAAAAUUUAUUACUUGUAGUAGAAAUAUAUAUUCUAAUUCAGUUCAAGAUUCGGUGAAUGUUGAAAAUGAGCAACCUGAAAAUCAAGAAAGCGAGGAUUUGGUUAAUGAAAAUUUGAAUGAGAAUAGAAAUUCCAUUGAAGAAGGUGAAGAACAUGAAGAUUCUAAUGAGAAUAGAAAUUUGAAUGAGAAUAGCAAUGUAAAUGAACAUGAAGAAAAUGUAAAUGAACAUGAAGAUUUGGUACAAGAAGAAAACCUUGAAAGAAGGCCUUCAAACAUAAAUGACCCAGGAAAUUGGAAAAAUAUUGAUCAAAGAUUGAGAGACUUACUGAUUGAAAGAGGUCCCAAAAAAAUGAUAAUCUUGAUUUUCCAAAAGAUUCAGAAGGCAGACAUUUCUCCUCAACACAUUUCAUUCUUGUUCAAAAAUGAUGCAAACAAAAUUCAAUUGGCAAAUGAUGGAGUUAGAGACUGGAGAAAUCUUAGUGCCAGACUUAAAAGUCAUGAAACAAGUAGUGAACACAUUGUUAACAUGAAGAGUUGGAUUGAAUUAGAGAUCAGAUUACGACAAAAUGCGACAAUCGAUAAAAGUGUUGAAGAACAAAUCAACAAAGAACGAGAACAUUGGAGAAAAGUACUAUUGAGAGUAGUUGCUGUUGUGAAAACACUUGCUAAAAAUAGUUUGGCAUUUCGUGGAGAUAAUGAGAAGCUUUAUGAAGAAAAUAAUAGAAUUUUUUUAAGUAUAAUAGAAAUGAUUGUCGAAUUUGAUCCAAUAAUGAAAGAGCAUGUUCGUCGACUUCAGGAGAAAGAAAUUCAUUAUCAUUAUCUUAGUCACAAAAUUCAAAAUGAAUUUAUUCUUCGAAUAGCAGAUGAGAUCAAAAGUUUAAUCAUCCAAAAUAUUAAAGAAGCAAAGUAUUUUUCUGUUAUUCUUGAUUGUCCUCCGGAUGCAAGCCAUGAAGAGCAAAUGUCACUUAUAUUAAGAUGCGUGAAUAUUUCAACAAGCCCAAUAAAGAUGGAGGAGUUCUUUUUAGGAUUUUUAAAGGUGGAUGAUACAUCAGGACGAGGAAUUUUUGAAGAACUUGUAAAUAUUUUGCAAGAGCUUAAACUUGAUAUUGGUGAUGUAAGAGGACAAGAGUAUGAUAAUGGUUCUAAUAUGAAAGGAAAACAUAAAGGUGUACAAAGAAGAUUAUUAGAGAUAAAUCCUAGAGCAUUCUACACACCUUGUGGUUAA
This is a messenger RNA of Asparagus officinalis (garden asparagus), 1317 nucleotides long. Its product is annotated as zinc finger MYM-type protein 1-like. The coding region runs from base 1 to 1317 and encodes 438 amino acids. The record is from RefSeq and is a predicted model, not a curated record. Lineage: Eukaryota; Viridiplantae; Streptophyta; Magnoliopsida; Asparagales; Asparagaceae. The transcript is spliced from 2 exons.